Periophthalmus magnuspinnatus is the source of this 3057-nucleotide messenger RNA. Its product is annotated as protein kinase C eta type-like. The record is from RefSeq and is a predicted model, not a curated record. Lineage: Eukaryota; Metazoa; Chordata; Actinopteri; Gobiiformes; Gobiidae. Bases 262 to 2298 code for a protein of 678 amino acids. Gene Ontology annotation, biological process: protein phosphorylation. Gene Ontology annotation, molecular function: ATP binding; diacylglycerol-dependent serine/threonine kinase activity. The transcript has 14 exons.
GAGAUGGGUUGUGCUGUGCGCGCUGUAAAUGCGGAACCUGUGCGGCAGCGUGUCAGUGUUGUGCUUCCUAUUUACUGUAGAAGCUCCCGAACAGGUUCACCGCGGCCACGAAAACUUUAUCUUAACAUGAUCACUUUACAAGGAAAAAAGGACUUUAAAAUAUGCGUCAUGUUAUGAAGUGCUCUGACAUGAGGUGAGGUCGAGAGGGAUUCCUGUCCGUGCUUUCUGCUCUCGUCACGGAAUUAGGAGUUUGAUGACAAGAUGAAGUUUAAUGGUUACUUGAAGCUGCGCAUUGGUGAGGCUGUGGAGCUGAAGCCUACCACCUACUCACUGCGCCACUCUGUCAUCUUCAACAAAGCCACCCCGGCUCUGGACCCCUACAUCGUGGUCAAGGUGGACGAGUUUAAGAUUGGACAGACUCACACAAAACAGAAGACAAACAUGCCCACGUACAACGAGGAAUUCUGCCUUAAUGUGAAAGACGGAACACACAUAGAGCUCACCGUCUUCCACGAGACUCCCAUCGGAUAUGACAACUUUGUGGCCAACUGCACCAUUCAGUUUGAAGACCUGAUCCAGAAGCUCAACGCGGGGGAGAGCUUUGAGGGAUGGAUGGACUUGGAGCCGGAGGGAAAAGUAUACAUUGUGAUUACCCUGACUGGAUCCUUCACUGAUGAUGAUGCCCUGGUGCGCCCUCCUCAGAAGCAUCACAAAGAGCUGACCCGUACACGACAGGGAGCAGUGCGACGCAGGAUCCAUCAGGUCAACGGUCACAAGUUUAUGUCCACGUUCCUCCGACAGCCCACCUUCUGCUUCCACUGCCGUGAAUUCAUCUGGGGAGUGUUUGGGAAACAGGGUUAUCAGUGCCAAGUGUGCACUUGUGUUGUUCAUAAGCGCUGCCACAAGUUGGUGGUGACAGUAUGUCCGCGCAUGAAGAAAACUCAAACUGAGCAGCCGAUGAACCAGGGUUUCAGUAUCAAUGUUCCUCACAAGUUCAAUAUCCACAACUACAAGUCUCCCACUUUCUGUGACCACUGCGGUUCUCUGCUGUGGGGCCUUGUCCGGCAAGGCCUGCACUGCAAAAGUUGCAAAAUGAAUGUUCACAUCCGCUGUAAAAGCAACGUAGCCCCGAGUUGUGGCGUCAACAGUGUGGAGCUGGCCAAUAAGCUGACAGAGAUGGGUCUACAUCCAGGAGGCCUUUCCAAGCGCCCCUCAACGGUUAAGGGAGGCCAGGUGAGGGCGCCAGAGCGCACAGAGAGUGUGGAGGUACAACCACAAACAGUCAAGCUGGGCCUCCAAAACUUUACCUUCAUUCAGGUGCUGGGGAAAGGCAGCUUUGGCAAGGUGAUGUUGGCGCGACUCAAUGACACGGAGCACGUGUUUGCAGUGAAAGUGCUGAAGAAGGACAUCAUUCUGCAGGACGAUGAUGUGGAGUGUACCAUGACUGAGAAACGGGUGCUGUCGCUCGCCCGCUGCCACCCCUACCUCACCCAGCUCCACUGCUGCUUCCAGACACGUGACCGACUCUUCUUUGUGAUGGAGUUUGUGAAUGGAGGAGACCUCAUGUUCCACAUCCAGAAGUCCAGGAAGUUUGAGGAGCCCAGAGCACGUUUCUAUGCCGCAGAAAUCACCUCUGCUCUCAUGUUCCUUCACAACAAGGGAAUCAUCUACAGAGAUCUAAAACUAGACAAUGUUCUGCUGGACAAAGACGGCCACUGUAAGCUGGCAGACUUUGGUAUGUGUAAGGAGGGUAUCUUCGAAGGAGCAGCCACAGCCACCUUCUGCGGGACCCCUGACUAUAUUGCCCCAGAGAUCCUGCAGGAGAUGCUGUAUGGGCCGUCGGUGGACUGGUGGGCUCUCGGGGUGUUACUGUACGAGAUGCUCUCGGGCCACGCCCCCUUUGAGGCUGAGAACGAAGACGACCUGUUUGAGUCCAUCCUGAACGAGGAGAUAGUGUAUGCCUCAUGGCUCAGCAAAGAGGCUGUCAGCAUCCUCAAAGCGUUACUGACCAAAAAUCCAGCUCGGCGCUUGGGCUGCGUGGCUUCUGAAGGGGGAGAGAGCGCAGUUACCGGCCACCUGUUCUUCAGCACAAUUGACUGGGACAAACUCAAUCACAAAGAGAUAGAGCCACCAUUUAAACCACGGAUAAAAACCCCUGAAGAUGUGAACAACUUUGACCCUGACUUCACCCAGGAGGAGCCCACCCUGACCCCCAUGGAGGACUCUCUCAUCCCUGCAGUCAACCAGGAGGAGUUCAGAGACUUCUCCUUUACAUCUCCGGAGCUACUGCAGCCCUAGAAACUUGUGCCAGUCUGCUCAGUGCCACGUCAGAACCAGCAAAAGACUGCCAAAUUCCCCACAAACAGACCAGAUUCACCAGACCACAAGCUGCACAGAAGGAACUUGCAUCACUCACAAAAUAGUGAUUUGAAACUCAUGGAUUAUUGACCUCAAGUGUCUUUUUAACUUCUAUUUUAUUUGUAUAUUUGCUUUUUAUUCAUGUACUUCUUAAAAUGAAAAAAAUAUUAUUGAGGUAUUAAAGCGUGUUUUUUAAAAUGUCACAUAAAUAUGAUGAUGUUAGAAUUUCAGAUAGAGGACAAGGUGCCAAACUUACUGUACAUGGGAAAGACAGUGCUGUUAAAGGAAUCCAGAAAUGUUUAACAAGCAGGACUGCUGGUCGAAUCAUACUGCCACAUUUGACUGUAAAAGACACAAAAGAAAACAUUUCAUUUUAUCUGUGCUGGCAAAGAAGAAGUUGAACCGCUGUGUCGUCAAGGAGUGUUAAGUGUGAUGUGUCAUUUCAUCUGAACUCAAAUGAUUCAGAGUACAACAUUAAGCAGAACUUUGGAGAUUUCACCAUGUCUGCUGCUGUUGGCUCUUUACCAAGGUAAUGCUGCUAAGUACUGGCAUUUACAGUAAUGAGUGAUUAUGGUCUGCCCUCCCAAACACUUUCCUCCCAGAAAAAAGCUGUAAAAUCUCACUGAUCUGUGCAGGGAUACUCACUGGAAGAUAUUCUAGUACAUGCUAAUGAACCAAGACUGUUGAAAUUUACUUUUG